AUGGACUUACCUGGUUAUCACCCACAGCAGCCCCAGCCUCACGUCCACCACCCAGAGGAUCUGCUGCCUCUGGACGGAUCAACAACACCUCAGAACCUAAAGUCAGAAAAGGACAGUCGACCGGAGUCGGAGGAGAACUGCCCUGUUUGUGGAGACAGAGUGUCAGGAUACCACUAUGGACUUCUCACUUGUGAAAGUUGCAAGGGCUUCUUUAAGCGCUCAGUGCAGAACAACAAGCAUUACACCUGUGCAGACCAGCAGAGCUGCCCUGUGAACCUCUCCCAGAGGAAACGUUGUCCUUCCUGUCGCUUUCAGAAGUGUUUGGCGGUGGGCAUGAAGAGAGAAGCUGUGAGAGCAGAUCGAAUGAGAGGUGGCAGGAAUAAAUUUGGCCCUUUAUACCGGCGGGACAGGCAGAUGAAACAACGGAGGAUGUAUAACCAGGAACAAACGGCACCCAACAGGAUUAAGACAGAACCCGCACAAACACACUGUCCUCAUGCUCCAAGUGACUUUCACGGAAUCGGCAGUCAAACAAGUCUUCCGCCGUCUUCCGACGCUUCUCACCAUUACCACACGUAUCCCUCCGGCAUGGGGCACUCGAGUGAAUCUUUACCUCUGGACUGCAGUAUGAACACAGGGAGAGGGCUCACCCCUCCAUCCCUGCCCUACCCCGCACUCUACCACUGCACCUUGCCCGGAUACCCCCAGGAAAAAGGAGGAAUCCAUUCCAGCUGCAGUUCAGCUCCUGCAAACUACGCAGGCCAUUCAACCCAGAAUCAUCCAUUCACACCAAGAAGCACGCCAGCGUCGUCUCCCUGUUCCACACCAAGCUCUUCCACCGCGUUCUCUCAGGCCUUCUCUCAAGUCCCAGCCGCCUCUCCGUUGGCCACCGUCACACCCAGCUUCCUGGGCCAGCUCCUGGAGGGGGAGCAGGAUGAGAGCCAGCUGUGCGCCAAAGUCCUGGCCAGUCUGCAGAGGGAACAGGCCAACCGGGGCAAGCACGACCGCCUCAAUACGUUCAGCAUCAUGUGCAAAAUGGCCGACCAAACUCUGUUUGGGCUUGUGGAGUGGGCAAGAAAUAGCUCACUGUUUAAGGAGCUAAAGGUGGAGGACCAGAUGGUGUUGCUGCAGAGUUGCUGGAGUGAGCUUCUGGUUCUCGAUCACCUCUGCAGACAAGUGACAUAUGGCAAAGAGAGCUGUAUUUAUCUAGUCACAGGGCAACAGAUUGAGGUGUCAACCAUCCUUUCCCAAGCAGGGGCCACACUAAGCAGCCUGGUCUCAAGGACCCAGGACUUGGUGUCUAAAUUUAAGGCACUCCAGCUGGACAGACAUGAAUUUGUGUGUCUCAAAUACUUGGUGUUGUUCAAUCCUGAUGUGAAGUCGGUGCAGAGCCGCAGGCAGGUGGAGCAGACCCAGGAGAAGGUCAACAGGGCCCUCAUGGAGCAUACUCAGCAAUGUCACUCGGGACAAUCAGACAAAUUUGGUCAGCUGCUUCUCCGGCUCCCAGAAGUACGCAGCAUCAGCCUGCAGGUUGAGGAGUAUUUGUACCAGCGACACCUUCUGGGGGAUUUGCCCUGCAACUCUUUACUUUCAGAGAUGCUGCACACCAAGCACAACUAGCAGGAAGUUGCCACAUCUUCAACACCCAGCGCCAUCAUCAGUAGCGGCAGUUUGAUGGCGUCCACGUGUGCCUUCUUUUUU
This is a messenger RNA of Salarias fasciatus (jewelled blenny), 1701 nucleotides long. RefSeq names its product nuclear receptor subfamily 5, group A, member 5 (gene nr5a5). Lineage: Eukaryota; Metazoa; Chordata; Actinopteri; Blenniiformes; Blenniidae. Gene Ontology annotation, molecular function: nuclear receptor activity; RNA polymerase II cis-regulatory region sequence-specific DNA binding; zinc ion binding. The transcript is spliced from 7 exons. Gene Ontology annotation, biological process: regulation of transcription by RNA polymerase II; hormone-mediated signaling pathway; tissue development. The coding region runs from base 1 to 1620 and encodes 539 amino acids. The record is from RefSeq and is a predicted model, not a curated record. Gene Ontology annotation, cellular component: RNA polymerase II transcription regulator complex.